Molecule: messenger RNA, 5610 nt
Organism: Micropterus salmoides (largemouth bass)
Lineage: Eukaryota; Metazoa; Chordata; Actinopteri; Centrarchiformes; Centrarchidae
Exons: 5
Coding region: 2595-4415 (606 amino acids)
Source: RefSeq, a predicted model, not a curated record
GUUGAAUCAAUGCCACGUAGAAUUAAGGCAGUUCUGAAGGCGAAAGGGGGUCAAACACAGUAUUAGUAUGGUGUUCCUAAUAAUCCUUUAGGUGAGUGUGUAUUGUAACUUAAAAAAAAAAUUCUAACUUGUGUUGCGGUUGCCAGUCAGGAAUUUCCAGCAGGAUUUCAUCUCAAUCUAAGUUCAAUGUUAAACCAUAAUAACAUGGAGACCAAAUAGCUACAAAAUAUAUUAAACUAUAUCAACAUUAGUCUAAAAGGUUUGUCUAAUUUCACAAUAACUGAAUUUGAAGCUGAUAUACUAUUUAAUAUUUGCAACACAUUGCAAAUAUCCUCUAUUGCAAUGGUAUGGUAUGUUUUAGCACACUUUGUUAUUGCAAGUGUAAAGAUUUUUUUUUAUCUUGGCCUAAGGCAAUUGCUAUGUGGGUUAAACUAGUCUUCAAGUCUGUUUCCAGCAAUUUAAGAAAAAACAUGGCAACCUUGGAUAAAUCACAAUCCCCCCUUUCCAACUACAAGCGAACACACCUUACCCCUCCGUUUGUGAUCGGCAGGUGCAGAGCACACGUCUCCAAUGAGCACAUCAGAGCGCAAAGUUUGGAUGAAUUUACCAGCAUAGUAUCUUUGAAUCAUUCAAGAAACAUACUGCCUUCUUUUUUAAGCCGUCCUUUUCUCUGGAUGUCCCCUCAUGUUUCUCCACUGCAACGCCGUCUUCCAGGUGGAUCUUGGGGACUCGAAUCCUUUUCGGAGGAUUAACAGUUAGCUCCUUAAUCUCGUCUCGGGUUUCUGUAAAAGGUAAGUGUAACGUUAAAUGUAGCAAUUGCUAAGAGUCAGUGAAUGUGUUAACUUGACAGCUAACGUUAUCUAAAUUACCUAAAAUUCUGUAGCCAGAAUAAGCUAAUGUUAAGCUAACGUUAGCUAAGAAAGACAGUUAUGUCAGAUGAGUUACGUACCUUUCAGUAGGAGAACCUGGCCAUUAAACUACUCAUCUUCCCAAACAAUUGGAUAUAGAGGUUUUUUUUCAGGUCAAAGUUUUGUAUAUAAGAAAUUGGAACAAUAGCUUUAUAGCCGUCUGUGUAUUUGACAUAGGCAAACAUGGCGAAUAAUCCAAGCUUGGUUUCGCGCCGUUUGGAUGUCUCCUCGAGCCGCCUGUGUUUUUUGGGCACGAGACACAGUUUCGUAAUGUUUGCUCAGAGCUGUUUACCUUCAUUAAUGCCACUGAGGAGGCACAAAGGACGGCUGUGCACCGUGACUCUGGCAGCAGUCAUCUGACAACAAUUUUUGUAUAUUAUUACAAUGGCCUUAUUGUUGUUCUUAAAUAUAAUGUCUCUUAAUGAGUUUGAAAUGUCUGAAACACUUCACACCAAUCAUAACCUCAGCUCAUAUGAACUGUGGACUUUGACAUUCCUUCUCACAGCUGUUAUCAAAUUAUAUGUUGAAAGUUGUUAAAAAUAUCUAGAAGACCUAAAGUUAUUGAGAGUAUAUAGUAAAAAAUUUAAGCAUAAUAUUAUAACAUUUGCUGCUUGGACAAUACAUACCUGACUGAUGCUGUCUGUAAUCUUCCACCUUGUGAGGCAAUCUGAUCUUGAAAUAUCUUGAACAGGCAUAUGUUGCUUUUAAUGGUUAUUACUGGUGUUUUUACUGACAUGUAAUGUAUCCAGUAAGCACUUCAUGAUGCAAUUGAGGAGAGAUGCCACAAUUUGGAUGUUUCUUUCCACUGGCCAUUGGUUAUGUUAAAUUAAAAGCCUAAAUGUAUAUUACAAGGAUCUCAAAAGUGACAGUCAUGUGUGUAUGAAACAUUCUUUUACUGUUAAGAUGCCAAAACGAAAGUACAAAGAAUACCUGGAGCCUUGCAGUAGCUCAGAAACACCAAGAUCUAUGCUCAGAAGAAUGGGUCAGCAGAAGGCUGUAAUUGAGAAGCAGAUCUCCUCAGAUGAGGAAUUGCCACUGCAAGACAGCAACUCUUGAUAGAGGUACAAUAUAUAUACUCAACAAACAGCCAGUGCGGUGGAUGACGGGAGUGUGGUCAUAAUAAUCUUUUUUAUAAUUAACUGUCCACAUGGGCAGUUUGGCAUGCCCUGCUUUCAACUUGCCAUUGUGCUCUUAAAAGAAAAUGCAGAUUUCCAUAAAACAACAAGCAACAUAGCAAAUGAACAAACUCAAGUUUCCCAGUGUCUGUCGUUAAGCUUGUCUGCGAUCCACGAGGCUCUACUAAUGUCCAUGUCAUCUUUUUACAAGGAGGAGGACCUGUACAGUUAUUCGCAAGAAAUAAUAACUGGAGUGGAACAUAAGAGUUUGCAACUUGUGAGCGAAGAACACGCGUUGUCUUCAGAUGGAGAAGUUUCACAAGUGGGAGAACACACUGCACAUGUUGGUCAACAGCCUGUGAUAGAGGAUGAGGCCCUCUCUGAUUACUUACAUGUGACAGAUGUACCUGGAUGAGACGAUGAGAUUCGGCAUCUUGCAAAUGAGGCUUUGACUUCAUCAGAAGGUGAUGUAGAGACACUGCAAGACAGCAUUUCGUCAGAUGAAGAUUCAGAGUCGGCAGAAGAUAACAACUUGGACUAUUCAAAUGAUCCACAUAGGAAGAGAGUAAACAUGGAUAUGGACACGCCUCUGGCGGCCACAGGUACAACAUCAAGGGCUGAGGCAUUACUAAUGAUCAUGACCUAUGCUGCAAGGCAUCAAAUAACUGGAUCUGCGCUUGAUGAUUUACUCAAACUUAUCAAUCACUUAUUUGGGCAAGAUGUUGUACCAGGGUCAAAGUAUGCCUUUAACAAAGUGUUUCAAAAUAACAUAGACAAAGUCGAGUUUCAUUUUUACUGUAAGGCCUGUCAAAAGGAUGUGUUGGAGAACAGUGUUACACAGUGUUUGGGGUGUAAUUCACCAGUUGAGCCAAAAACCCUCAACAAUGGCAGCUUCUUUAUCAGUGUCCCAAUAUCUCUCCAGAUUCAGCACAUUCUUCAAACUCCAGAGCUACAGAGCCAGUUGAGCUACCGGGUGAACAGACCAGGGAAAGCAGAAAACAUUAUAUCAGACAUUUAUGACGGUGACCUGUACAAAGUCCUGUCAGAACCAGGUGAAACUUUAUCUGACCCUAACAACCUGUCAUACACAUUCAAUUCAGAUGGCUCACCUCUUUACAAAUCAUCCAAAUUUUCCAUCUGGCCCAUUCACCUUCACCUCAAUGAUCUGCCACCAAACACUAGGUUCAAACACGUGAUCUUGGCUGGAUUGUGGUUUGGAUCAACAGAGCCUCAGAUGCAUGUUUUUCUUAAGCCUUUUGUAGAUCAAGCAAAAGUGCUUGCAACCAAGGGAGUGUCGUGGAGAAAGGAUGGGAAAGUUGUCAUCAGCAAAGUUGUGGGUUUCUGCUGCUGUGUUGAUUCCAAGGCCAGACCAGCAAUGCAGAACUGUACACAGUUCAACGGGUAUUUUGGUUGUGGUUUCUGCCUCCACCCAGGCACACUUGUAAAUGGACAAGUGAAAUACACUAUCACAGAAACAGAUUACCCUGACAGAGAUGCAGAGAGCAUGUUAAAUGACAUGGAGGAAGCUGUCAUCCUACAGAAAAAUGUAAGGGGAGUAAAAGGGCCAUCUCCUUCGAUUAAUAUGCCAUGCUUUGACAUUGUGUGGGGCUUUGUCCCUGAUUAUAUGCAUGCUGUUUUGUUGGGUGUUGCAAGGCAGCAUGCAGCCCUUCUACUUCAGAGCACAGAUGAGCCAUAUUACAUUGGUGACCCAAGUACAUUGAGAGUAUUGAAUGAGAGAAUCCAAAAUAUCAAACCACCACACCUUAUCACUCGACUUCCCAGACCCAUCUCAGAUAUUAAAUACCGGAAAGCAUCAGAGUGGAGGGCUUGGCUGCUGUUUUAUAGUUUGCCAUGCCUGGAAGGACUUAUAGAUGGGAAAUACACAAAGCAUCUUUCCCUUCUUGUUUCAGCAGUCUACCUGCUUUUGCAAGAAGAAGUUAGUUUUGAGGAGGUCAACAAAGCAGAUGAGAUGCUGUUAGAAUUUGUGAUAAGAUUUCAAGCACUGUUUGGAGAGACAGCCAUGACCUCAAAUGUCCAUCUUCUCACACAUCUGGCCAAGUCUGUGAAGUUGUUGGGUACUUUACGGGCACACUCUGCCUUUGUUUUUGAAAGCGCUAACGGGAAUCUUCUUAAGUUGGUACAUGGCACAAAAGAUGUUCCCAAACAGAUUGUGGGCAAAUUUUUGCUUCACAGAUCAAUUUCCCAUUUUGCAACCAAACACAGAGUAAGUGACCGUGUUUUUGGUUUCUGUAGUCAAAUGAGUGACUACUCAAAAGUUCAGAAUUACAAAAAAAUGCCACAACACCACGGUUCUGGAUGGUGGACGAGUCAAACAUCUCACACAGGCAGAGCAACAGGCUUUUGGUGCAGCAGGACAACAGCCUCCAAAUGAAAUCCUCACACACAAGAGAAUGAUUCACCAAGCUCUUGUUUUUACCAGCCGUGAAUACAGUCGAGCAAAGAGACGCAAUGAUUGGAGCGUCAGAUUGGCUGAUGGAUCUAGGGGAGAGUUGCAUCAGAUUCUCUCUUAUGAGGUAGAUGGAAAAAGCGAACUUGCCCUGCUUUUCAUUCCAUUUUACACACUUCCAGCUGCCUUCCCACAAGAGGUGUCUGUGCCACACAUGGCCUGCGUCAGACAUGGUGAUAGAUCACAAAUGCAGCUGAUUUCAGUAGAGAGACUAUACCACAAGUGUCUUGUCAUAGAAUGUGCUGAGAAAGUGUUUGUGUGUGAUUUACCAAACACUUAUGAGAGAGAUUAAAACAUUAGUAGGCAGUAUUUGUUCACAUUAGGGACACCUUAGUGACUUGUACUGUACAUGUUAUGAAAUCUGAUUAUCUUCAUUGUCAUUAAUCUGUCUUGAUGAUUAUUUCCUCAAUUUAUUGUGUGGUCUAUAAAAUGGUCAAAUAAAAUGUUUGAAAAUCUAAAGAAGACUUCCUCAAAUAUUUUUUGUCCACAACAAAGAGGUUAAUUUUUGUUGUCGUAGAGGAAACCAGAAACUCACAUUUGAGAAGCUGGAAUCAGAGAGUUUGGACUUUUCUUUUUUUUAUAAAUGACACAAGAUGAUUAAUUGGUAUUAACAUGUGUUUGAAUAGCAGCUCCAAUCUGGAUCAUCUUGUUUUACAUUUCAGUGUUUUAUUUAUCUAUUUUGUUUUUCUGUAAAGAUAUAAGUGGGUCUUGAAUUCUUUAUAAUUUAUUGUUUGGUUAUUGACUUACUGAUGAAAUGUUUUUGAUAUAUCUUGUGUCUUUUCUUUAAGUAACGCAAGCAUAUUGUUGAAUUGCAUUGAAAUAGAUGAUAAAAAGAGGGCCAUUUAGUAUUUAAAUAGGACAUUUGAUUAUAACAUUUCAUUAUGGAUGCAGAUACAAAACCAUUAUUAUGCAUUUAAUAUGGGUAAAACAAUUCAAAGCAUGUGUAAGUAUUCACCUUUGGUCAGCAUUUAUUUUUUGCAUUCAAGUUAAUUCCUCUUUCCAGUGAGUUCUGCCUUCUUUUAGUAAAUGCUUAUCUUUCCAUCAGAUGUGACCUUUUGUCUAGUGUUCCAGUGUAAGGAAGGUUCUAUCUUAGUGUCAUUAAAGUUACAGGAAAAACAGG